AUGACGAUAUCGAAGGCGAAGGUAAACCUCAGGAAGAGGGUACAUCGUCCGCUGCGGUCUCCGCUGCACCGUCAGGUAAGUCUCUGGAUUACUCUGCGCAUUUUUAUUCCGCUCAGACCAUCUCCUCGACCAGGCUCGAAAUAUGUUCCGCCUCAUCUGCGCAAGCGUGCGGAGGCGGAAAGCGGGCAGCCAUCUGAAGCUCAACUAAAGUUGACGAAGCAGCUCAAGGGUCUCCUCAAUCGUAUGAGCGAACAAAAUAUGGCCUCCAUUGUUGAAGGUGUGGAAGAGAUUUAUUGUAAUAACCGGCGGCAUGACGUUACGGAGACUCUGACAAAACUCAUCGUUGACGGAAUUUCUUCACAUUCGAUGCACUUGGACCAGUACGUGGUACUGCAUGCAGCAUUUGUUUCCGCUCUGCAUAAGCUGGUCGGAAUCGAAUUCGCCGCCUUCUUUGUGCAGCAUGUGGUGGCCGAGUACGACAAACACUACGCAGAGUUGGACGACCCGAGCAACCCCAAGGCCAACGCGACGCCGAGCACGGAAGACGAGCCGAUCGGAAAGGAGUGCUCCAAUCUGGUCGUCUUGCUGUCCGAGCUGUACAACUUCCAGGUCAUCUCCUCGGUACUCAUGUACGACGUCAUCCGCGCCCUCCUCGACGGCGAGUUGACGGAGUUCAAGGUCGAGCUGCUGCUCAAGGUCGCGCGAAACUCUGGACAACAGCUAAGGCAGGACGACCCGACGGCACUGAAGAGUAUCAUUCAGAUCGUCCAUACCAAGCUACCUCCAGAUGCGAGCGCGCUCAGCUCUCGCACGCGCUUCAUGAUCGAGACUCUCAGCAACCUCAAGAACAACAAGGUCAAGAAAGCUGCUGGCCAGAGCGCCGGCAACGAGGCCGUCGACAGGAUGAAAAAGUUCCUGUCCGGUUUGAGCAAGAAACGUCAAGUGAUGUCGCGUGAGCCUCUCAGAGUAUCGUUGGAAGACCUGCGGUCAGCGGAUUCCAAGGGGAAGUGGUGGCUUGUCGGCGCUGCGUGGGGAGGAGACCCGCUUGUGGAUCGUCAACAGGAAGCCGAGUCUCAAACAACGAAUCCCGCCCCUGCAGAGACCGUUAGCGAGAAUGCUCUCCUCAAACUCGCCAAGAAGCAAGGAAUGAACACCGACAUCCGUCGAAGCAUCUUCGUCGUGCUCAUGAGCAGUGAUGACUAUGUGGACGCCUGCGAGCGACUGUCACAGCUGAAGUUGACGGAGGUGCAGCAACGCGAGAUCAUCCGUGUUAUUCUCCACUGCUGUGGCAACGAGAAGCAGUAUAACCCGUACUACGCCUUUGUCAUCCAGCAGCUCUGCCGCCUCUCCCACUCGCACAAGAUCACCCUCCAGUUCUGCCUCUGGGAUUUCUUGCGGGACAUGGGCGAGACGACCGUCGGCGGCGCAGAGAUCCUCAAGAACCUCAGCGAGGACGACCACGCGGGCUUCAACGUCAAAAGCAUUUCCUCUUCGCGCAUGCGCAACGUCGCACGCGCGUACGGCUGGUGGCUCGCGAAGGACUGCUGCACGCUCGCCGUCCUCAAGCCCGUCGACUUCACCGUGCUCCGGCCGCAGUCGCAGACGUUCCUGCGCGAGCUGUUCGUGCACACGCUCGCGAACACCCAGCUUGCGACGCCGCUGCUCGCUGAGGGGCGUACGGAGGACCUGCCGACGACGCGGAACAGGGGCCCGCUCGAGGAGGUGUUCCUGCGGGGCUCGAAGAUCCAGACGGUCGCGCUGGGGCUGGUGUACUUCCUCCAGACGGCGUUCAAGGGCGAGGAGGGCUUCUUGAAGUGGGCUAGCCAGGUCGCGCUGGACGCUCUCAGGACGGGUAUGGAGCUCGUUCCUGCGUUCUAA
This is a messenger RNA of Trametes versicolor FP-101664 SS1, 1878 nucleotides long. RefSeq names its product ARM repeat-containing protein. The record is from RefSeq and is a predicted model, not a curated record. NCBI's taxonomy places the organism in Eukaryota, Fungi, Basidiomycota, Agaricomycetes, Polyporales, Polyporaceae. Gene Ontology annotation, biological process: ribosomal small subunit biogenesis. Gene Ontology annotation, cellular component: nucleolus. Gene Ontology annotation, molecular function: protein binding; RNA binding. Bases 1 to 1878 code for a protein of 625 amino acids. The transcript is spliced from 8 exons.